Mus caroli (Ryukyu mouse) is the source of this 972-nucleotide messenger RNA. It is a transcript of the gene Or52b2, whose product is annotated as olfactory receptor family 52 subfamily B member 2. The record is from RefSeq and is a predicted model, not a curated record. Gene Ontology annotation, cellular component: plasma membrane. Lineage: Eukaryota; Metazoa; Chordata; Mammalia; Rodentia; Muridae. Gene Ontology annotation, molecular function: olfactory receptor activity; G protein-coupled receptor activity. Gene Ontology annotation, biological process: G protein-coupled receptor signaling pathway.
AUCAUGAUUCAUAGCAACAUCACCCCCAUCCACCCUGCAUUUUUUGUGCUAGUUGGCAUCCCUGGGUUGGAGGCUUAUCACACCUGGUUGUCUAUACCCCUGUGCCUCAUGUAUGUCACUGCAGUCCUUGGAAACAGCAUCCUGAUAAUGGUGAUCAUCACAGAACGGAACCUUCAUGAACCCAUGUAUUUUUUCCUCUCCAUGUUGGCCAUCACGGACAUCUUACUGUCCACCACUACUGUGCCCAAGGCCCUCACCAUCUUUUGGCUCCAUGCCCACAACAUUGCCUUUGAUGCCUGUGUCACCCAAGUCUUCUUUGUCCACACAAUGUUCGUGGGGGAGUCGGCCAUCUUGUUAGCCAUGGCCUUUGACCGCUUUGUAGCCAUCUGUGCCCCACUGAGAUAUGCAACAGUGCUAACAUGGUCCACAGUUGGGAGGAUUGCUCUAGCCAUUGUUAUCAGAAGCAUCUGUAUUAUCUUUCCUGUGAUUUUCUUGCUGAAGCGGCUGCCUUUCUGCCGAACCAACAUCGUCCCCCAUUCCUACUGUGAGCACAUUGGGGUGGCCCGCUUAGCUUGUGCAGACAUAACUGUGAACAUCUGGUACGGCUUCUCCGUGCCCAUCGUCAUGGUCAUUGUGGAUGUGAUUCUCAUUGCUGUGUCGUACUCGCUCAUUCUCCAAGCAGUGUUUCGCUUGCCCUCCCAGGAUGCUCGGCACAAAGCUCUCAGCACCUGUGGCUCACACCUCUGUGUCAUCCUCAUGUUUUACGUUCCAUCCUUCUUUACUUUACUGACCCAUCGCUUUGGGAGAAACAUUCCCCGACACGUGCAUAUCCUGCUGGCCAAUCUUUAUGUGGUGGUACCACCAAUGCUGAACCCCAUUGUCUAUGGAGUGAAGACUAAACAGAUCCGGGAGGGUGUGGUCCACUGGUUCUUGGACAUCAAGACUCUGUGUUGUUCUUCACCUUUGGGAUGA